CAUUACGGGAUUAAAGAGAUUCAGAUUUCUAAGAACGGCGUAAUUACGUAAUGAUGUUCUGUGUAAUCAGUAAACUGAAAACUGUACUACGUAGCAACUUUGGGCUAACAAAUAUAACUCCACCGUGAAUGUAACAUGACGUGGAAUCCAUUGAAGAGAAACCAUUUGACGCAAAGGCCGUCACCAGCAUCACCGCUUCUUUCUCAUGCCGAAGAUAGAGACCUUGAUGUUACCAUCCAGAAACUUAUUCAUGCUGAAGACACAAUCAGAAAACUCACUAAAGAAAUGAAGAAGUAUUUGGAGGCAGUCGCCAAUCUUGAUAGAACUGAUCAACGACUUAGUUUGAAUUUGAGUACGAGUGGCAUGGCACAUAUCAGCGAUGACUUGAGAAGAGUAGUCGAAGACUAUCAUUCAGUCACAUCUCAAGUAGGGAAAACUGUUCAGGAAAUGAUUCAUCUUUGCCAAAAAACUUUCAUAGAGCCACUCAAAAAACUACGAGAUGAAUUUGCUUACAUUGCACUGGCUAUAGCUAAACGAGAGGAACUGGUAGCUAAUUGGAGAUACGUGUAUAAUCGUGUGAGAAAAUUACAGGAAAAGAAGGAUAGAACAGCCAACCAUAUUGCUAAAUUAGAACGAGAACGCAGAGUUGAAGAAGCAGCUGGAAAGGAAUUGAGAACUGUCCAUGCUCAGUUACUAGUUGAAUUACCCACAUUUUUGGAUAAGAGACUAGAGUACAUCAAACCUAGCGUGCAUGCUUUGAUCAUGAUUCAGUUAGACUAUUACGGUAAUACCACAAGACUGUUUACACAUCUUAUGCCUGUGCAUAACUCAGCAGAUUCGCCUGGGAGUGCUAUGAUACCAGAGGAAGAAUACCAGCAACUUAUCACUGGCCACAUGAACCAAAUACGAGCACUCACUAUUGUUAAAGAUAACUGAUUCUGUCUUGUACUUUCUUACCUAGUGUUUUCCUUUGGAAUAAUUCACCACACUGUCGUUGUAUUUAUAUCUCAUCAGAAGCAAAGUUAAGUCUCCAUAAUAGUCGAGGAAUUAAUUUUAUUUAAAUCUCUGCUGGUAACAUAAGUAUGACAAAAGUAUUAUCGAAAAUUAAAGAUUGUUGAGAUAUUUCUGAAA
This is a messenger RNA of Athalia rosae (coleseed sawfly), 1131 nucleotides long. Its product is annotated as bridging integrator 3-like. Bases 136 to 936 code for a protein of 266 amino acids. The record is from RefSeq and is a predicted model, not a curated record. The transcript has 4 exons. Gene Ontology annotation, molecular function: lipid binding; protein binding. Gene Ontology annotation, cellular component: actin cortical patch; cytoplasm. NCBI's taxonomy places the organism in Eukaryota, Metazoa, Arthropoda, Insecta, Hymenoptera, Athaliidae. Gene Ontology annotation, biological process: endocytosis; plasma membrane tubulation; actin cortical patch localization.